This is a messenger RNA of Ostreococcus lucimarinus CCE9901, 1782 nucleotides long. RefSeq lists its product with no specific name. The record is from RefSeq and is a predicted model, not a curated record. Gene Ontology annotation, molecular function: alpha,alpha-trehalase activity. Lineage: Eukaryota; Viridiplantae; Chlorophyta; Mamiellophyceae; Mamiellales; Bathycoccaceae. The transcript has a single exon. The coding region runs from base 1 to 1782 and encodes 593 amino acids. Gene Ontology annotation, biological process: trehalose catabolic process.
AUGACGAGCGAAGACGACGUCGAGGAAGACGGCGGCGCGGCGACGGACGGCGCGCAGGCGCCGUACGCGGCGUUUUGCACGGCGGCGAUACUGGCGGCGGUGCACCGAGCGGCGAUUUGGCGCGACUCGAAGGAUUUCGUGGACACGCGGUCGAGAUCACCGCCGGCGAAGGUGUUCGAGGCGCUGGCGCAGUCGCGAGCGGCGACGUGUAGCGUGGCGGCGCGGGAAUUCUUGAACGAACACUUCGAGAGCGGACCGAGGGAGAGGUCUAAGAUGCCGGAACUGGCGGACUGGCGAAGCGAGCCGGCGGUGGCGAGAGGGGCGAGGUGCGAAAAGUCGAGGGAGUUUGCGACGCACGUGCACGAGCUGUGGCGCGUGCUCGCGCGGUUGGACGCGGAUGACUACGCUGAGGAAGAAGUCGGCGCGGAGGGCGAGGCGCGACGGACGACGAGCUCGAGGAUUCGAUUGCCGUACCCGGCGGUGGUGCCGGGGGAACGUUUUAGGGAAACCUACUACUGGGAUACGUAUUGGAUCGUUUUGGGGUUGUUAACGAGCGAGAUGCCGGCCACGGCGCUGGGAGUGACGAAUAAUUUGUUGUACAUGGUCACCACGUACGGAUUCGUGCCCAACGGCGCGCGCGUGUACUAUUUGAAUCGAUCUCAGCCGCCGUUGUUGUCGUCGUGCGUCGCCGAGGUGUUUCAAGCGACGCGAGACGUCGAGUGGUUGCGACAGGCGUUGCCGUUGCUGGUGCAAGAAUACGCCUAUCUCACUCGAAGUGAACGCACGGUGACGAUUCGUGACACGGAAACCGGAGAGACGCACGAGCUGUCGCGAUAUUUUGCCAACACCACGCGUCCGAGGCCAGAGAGCUAUCGCGAAGACGUCGAGGUGGCGCGCCGAGCGACCAGAAAGGUGGAGGACGCCGUGGCCAAGCUCGAAGCUAAGCGUAAGAUAUAUCGACAUCUUGCUAGCGCGGCGGAGAGCGGCUUCGACUUCAGCUCGAGAUGGUUCCUAGACGGCGAUAACUUGGAGACGAUUCGCACGUGCAACAUCAUUCCAUCCGACUUGAACGGAUUUAUGCUACGAGUGGAGACGCAAAUCGCUUUGCUCGCCCGCGAGGCAUUAGUGUCGUUGGAAAACGAAGACGAGCUCUUCGCCGAGCGCGUGUACUUGAACCAUUUGCUCGAGAAGUUCUCCCGUGCGAGCGAGGUGCGGCGGCGCGCGAUUGACGCCGUGCUUUGGGACGACGACGUCAAGCGGUGGCGAGACAUGGCGUUCGAACCGCUCAUGGGCGAAGACACCCGAGGAAUCGUGCGCGAUCGCGAUGAUCUCACGGCGGCAUCUGAGAGCCCGUUUACGAGCGAUUUUACUCCGCUUUGGUGCGGCGCUUGCGAUCCCGACAGCGAUCAAGCGUACGAAGUCGUCGAGUCGUUGAAAAAGUCCAAGUUGGUCACCGACAAAGGCAUCGCGACCUCACUCGUCGAGAGCGGUCAGCAAUGGGAUUGGCCUAACGCUUGGGCGCCGGAGACUCACAUGAUUGUCGAAGCGAUACAAAUUUUCGCCCCUCGCGAGGAAGAGUACGCGAAGACGCUCGCGCACUCGUGGCUCCGCACCGCGCAUCAAGCGUGGAAGUCAACGGGCUACAUGCACGAAAAGUACGACGUGCGCUCGACCGAGGACGGCGUGGGUAAAGGCGGCGAAUACAUCCCUCAACGUGGUUUCGGCUGGACCAACGGCGUGACACUUCGAUUACUCGAACAAUACGGAUUCCCUCAAGAUUGA